GCAGCAUGUGAUUCAUGUGGACUGGCAUUUCAAACUUGCCAUCUUUGUCUGCGUUUCCCAUUUCUUUAGCCUACUUGGACGGAGAACCUUGUGGUUAUCCACAUAUUUCCAGGUCUGACCUCAGGGAAAACUAACUCAUCUUCUCUCAUUUGACCCAGCACCAUAUGGCCUCUGUCUGGACUGAGGGGGAGACCUUUGUCUGCUCAGUAUGUCUGGACACCUUGAAGGAUCCAGCCACUCUACCAUGUGGGCAUUCAUACUGCUUGGCUUGUAUCCAAAGCCACUGGGACAAGAAAGACAGCCAGGGUGAGUACAGCUGCCCCCAGUGUAGGCAGGUCUUCAGCCCUCGGCCCUCACUGGCCAAGAGCACUGUCCUUGCGGAGGCAAUGGACAAACUGAGAACCAACAGCUUCAAGCAAAGCUCCUCCACAGCUGCCUCCUCAGCCCCACCAUCGAUGCCUGUCUACCUGGAGGUCCUACCAGAUGUGGGGCCACGACAGGGCAGCAUGUACCCUCAGCUUCCCACAGUUGACCCCAGACUUUGCCCUCAACACAACCGACCCCUGGACCUGUUUUGCAAUGAAGACAAGGAGUGUGUGUGUGAGGUGUGCUGCCAGCAUGGACACAAGGGGCACCGUGUGCUCAAACCACAGGAAGAGAGGAAGGAGAGACAGAAAGAGCUUGUUCAGAUGCAGGCAGAGGUACAGAAGAGAAUUCAGGAGACUGAAAAGAAGCUUAAGGAGCUCCCACAUGUUGCUCGCCAGCACAAGGCCUUGGUCCAGGCUUUAGAGCAAGAGAGCACAGAUUUGUUCUCAGAGUUAGCCAAGAAUGUAAGUCUAACAGGCACCCAGGUUGGUGAGCUCUUCAGCACGCAUGAGACCUCCUUGGGCAGCCAGGUUGAGGGGCAGAUCCACAGACUGGAGCAGGAGGUGGUACAGCUCCGCUGGAAGAGUGAAGAGCUGAGCAGACUGGCCGACAUGCAGGACCCCAUCUGCUUCUUGAAGAAUUUCCUAACCAUGGAGCCACUGGGUCAGAAGGGUGCCACAGCAGUGUCAGUGCUGAGUCAGGAGGAAGCUGUGGUCGCCUCCAUCCGCUCAGUCAUGAAAGAACUACAAACCUCAAUACAAGACCUCUGCAAAGCCAGCCUGGGCAAGAUCAUCACAUUAGUGAAUCAUGACCCUGUGGCUUCUACACCCAAUGGUGCAGAAGCAGAUACAGCAGCUGAUCACUCUGAUCAGGCCAAUGCUCAAAACACGGUGUACGAAACAGCGACAGACCCUCCACCUUUGCCACCUCCACGACCUCAAGCUUCUGCCCCACCUCCACCCUGCCUUCCUCCUCGACCUCAAGCACCUCCUGUAACAACAGUGGGACUUUUGAAUGCCGAACCAAAGUCUAGAGAAGAACUGCUGAAAUUUCGCUUUGAACCCACCAUGGACCCUAACACGGUGUAUCGCCACGUGCAGCUGUCAGAUGGAGGUCGUAAGGCCACACUGCGGGCUGAAAACCUGAACCCACCGGACCAUCCUGAACGCUUCCAUUUCUGGAGACAGGUUCUCUGCAGAGAGCCCCUGGCCGGGAGCCCUUACUACUGGGAGGUGGAGUGGACUGGCCAGAAGCUCACCAUUGGCGUGGCCUACAAGCAGAUGGAACGUAAAGGUUCUGAUGACAGAAGUCGUUUGGGCCACAAUCCCCAGUCCUGGAGCUUGUACUGGUCUGGCACUGGUUUCUCCUUCUGGCACAAUGGGCAGGAAAAACUCCUCGGCUCACCUAAGGCCAAACGGAUCGGCGUCUAUUUGGACCAGCAUGUAGGGGUUCUGGCCUUUUACCGCAUCACCGACAACCAGGCCGACCUCAUCCACCGGCUCCAGACCCAGUUCACUGGCCCACUGUACCCAGGGUUCAGGUUCUGGACAGGUGUAGGGACCACAGUGACUGUUUGCCAGUUGGAUUAAGUUGAUGUGAAUAGGCUGUUGUUGUAUGUUGAUAUAACUUGCUUAUAUGGUUGGGAGCAUGUGACAGUGAAAUUUUUUUUGAUGAGGAAGUAAAUGUUUUCUUGCUCUGGAGAUUCUAUGAGAUAAUAAACAGCUGUUCAGGA
Toxotes jaculatrix (banded archerfish) is the source of this 2098-nucleotide messenger RNA. RefSeq names its product finTRIM family, member 86 (gene ftr86). Gene Ontology annotation, molecular function: zinc ion binding; protein binding. NCBI's taxonomy places the organism in Eukaryota, Metazoa, Chordata, Actinopteri, Toxotidae. The transcript has 10 exons. The record is from RefSeq and is a predicted model, not a curated record. The coding region runs from base 165 to 1955 and encodes 596 amino acids.